UUUUUUUUUUGUUUCGUCUCACUGGUUGCUUACAUUCAUUCUUAUACUUUUUAUUCUUACUUUUUAUACACUAUUCGGGUGCAUUUCCAUUUGUUUUUCCACCAGCCUUGACUACAACUACUUUUUGGAAAUGCCUUCGACUUCGGGAUUCAGGACCCUCGAGCGGCAGGAAAAGGCCAUCAACCCCGGCCACGAGCACGAGUACCCGGCAAUGCAGAACCUGACGGCACCGCACAUCGAGUCGUUCAACUCGAUCUGGGAGCGCGCUGGGCCGCACACGCCUGCGCUGGUGGACGUAGCCAUGUCGCUGCUGGACAAACACACGGUGUUCGACGGCAAGGGUGACCACGAGCAGCCGCUGGGAAACAAGAUCACCUUCUGGAUUGACACUGUUCGGUUGGACCACCCGACGCUGUCGGCGCGUGAGACCAAGGCGUCGAACCGUUUGAUCUACCCGUCCGAGUGCCGCCAGCGCAGCAUCACGUACCGCGGCCGGCUGUCCGCCGUGCUACAUUACCAGGUCAACGACAAUCCGUUGGUGUCAGAGGAGCGCAAUUUUGGCCAGCUGCCAAUCAUGGUGCGUUCGAACCGCUGCAACCUGCAGGGCCUGGGUCCGGCCGAGCUGAUCCGCCAGCAUGAGGAGGCCGAGGAGAUGGGCGGCUACUUCAUCGUCAACGGAAACGAAAAGGUCAUCCGCCUUUUGAUUGCCACGCGCCGCAACCAUGUCAUUGCCAUCCAGCGCCCGUCGUACGCCAACCGCGGCCCAGGCUUCACGCCGUUUGCGACGCAGAUCCGCUGCGUUCGCCGCGACCAGACCUCGCAGACGCUAACAAUGCACUACUUGACCACCGGUAAUCUGCUUUUGCGCUUCUCGAUCCGCAAGCAGGAGUACAUGGUGCCGGUGUCGCUGCUGAUGCGCGCGCUGGUCGGCGCGUCCGAUAAGGAGAUCUUUUCGUCCAUUGUUGGCGGCGACGCCGAGAAUAUCUUUGUGCGUGAUCGCGUUGAGCUGCUGCUGCGUGCCAGCAAAGACUAUGCCGUUUACACGCGCGAGCAGGCGUUGGCCUACCUGGGCGACAAGUUCCGCGUCGUCAUGUACGCGCCCGACGACAUGUGCAACGCUGACAUUGGUCGCAAGCUGCUCGAGCGCCUGGUCAUGUUCAACAUGCUGGCCCACAUGGUGCGCAAGCUGUACGCUGUUGUUAGCGGCGAGUGCCAGGAGGACAACCCUGACACGCAGCAGCUGCAGGAGGUCUACAUGCCGGGCCACCUGUACCUGGCCAUCAUCAAGGAGAAGAUCGACGACUACCUGCUGGCCGUGCGCGGCGAGAUGUCCAAGGACGCGCGCAACGCCAAGAUCGACCUGUUCAACAACCGCUACGUGGCGCGCACCUUCGCCAAGAUCACGUCCGACAUCGGCGUCAAGGCCGGCUACUUCUUGGCCACCGGCAACCUAGUCACCAAAUCAGGCCUGGACAUGCAGCAGAUGUCUGGCUACACCAUCAUUGCCGAGAAGCUCAACUACCUCCGCUACCUGUCGCACUUCCGCUGCAUUCAUCGCGGUGCCUUCUUCGCCGAGCUGAAGACCACUGGCGUGCGCAAGCUGCUGCCCGAGGGCUGGGGCUUCCUGUGCCCGGUGCACACGCCCGACGGGUCGCCUUGCGGCCUGCUCAACCACUUGGCCCACAAGUGCCUGCUGACGACCGUCGUCGAGGACACCGCCGACGUCGAGAAGGCGCUGAUGCGCCUGGGCGUCGAGCCCGGCCUGCCGGCGCCGGCGCUGUGCGACGCCGCCCUGCUGACUGUGCAGCUGGACGGCCGCAUCUUUGGAUACUGCAGCGAGGCUGUUGCCGCCAAGGUCGCCGAGACGCUGCGCGUCAUGAAGCUGCAGGCCCAGCGCGCCCGCGAGAGCCGCCGGCGCGAUGCGCAGCUGCUACAGCUGGACAUCCCGUUCAACAUGGAGAUUGGCUUUGUGGCGCGGUCGCAGGGCGGCCAGAUGCCUGGCCUGUACCUGUUCACAACUCCGGCGCGCUUCGUGCGCCCUGUCACGCACCUGGCAACGCAGCAGGUCGACCAUGUUGGCAGCUUCGAGCAGGUGUACAUGGAGAUUGCCUGCAUGGACGAGGACGUGCGCCCUGGCGUCAGCACGCAUCAGGAGGUGGUGCCGACCAACAUUCUGUCGGCUGUCGCCAACUUUACGCCGUUCUGCGACUUUAACCAGUCGCCACGUAACAUGUACCAGUGCCAGAUGGGCAAGCAGACAAUGGGUACGCCGAUGCAGUCGCUCCCGUACCGCACGGACAACAAGCUGUACCGCCUGCAGACCGGCCAGACGCCGAUCUGCCGCCCGAGCAUCUACGAAGACUACGGUGUCGACGGGUACCCGAAUGGCACCAACGCUGUGGUCGCCGUUAUCUCGUACACGGGUUAUGACAUGGAGGACGCGAUGAUCCUGAACAAAAGCGCGCACGAGCGCGGCUUCGGCUACGGGUCUAUCUAUAAGACCGAGUACAUUGAUCUGGGCAAGUUCCGCAAGAGCGGCGACCCGGUCACCAUGCACUUUGGGCUGGGCACCGACUGCGCCUCGGACGAAACCCUGACCACACGCAUUGACCUCGAUGGCCUGCCGUUCCCCGGCGUCACAGUCAACGCCGGCGACGCGCUGUACGCGGUCAUCGAUGACGUGCGCGGGCGCACCAAGGUGCAUAAGUAUAAGGGCGAGAGCGGGUACGUCGAGACCGUGCGGCUGCUGGCGUCCAGCUCCGAGGAGGAGCUGCAGGUCGUUGCGCUCACCUUCCGCAUUCCUCGGUCGCCGAUCAUUGGCGACAAGUUCUCGUCGCGCCACGGGCAGAAGGGUGUGUGCUCGCAGAAGUUCCCGGCCAUCGACAUGCCGUUUACCGAGUCAGGGAUGCAGCCGGACAUCAUCAUCAACCCACACGCGUUCCCGUCCCGAAUGACCAUUGGUAUGUUUGUCGAGUCCAUUGCCGCCAAGGCCGGGUCCCUGCACGGCCUGUGCCAGGACGCGACGCCGUUCCAGUUUGAUGAGAACAACACGGCGGCGGACUACUUUGGCGAGCAGCUGCGCCAGGCCGGCGAGCCCAUGUACUCGGGUGUCACCGGCCAGGAGAUGCGCGCCGACAUUUACAUUGGUGUCCGCCUGCGCCAUAUGUACCAGGUGCGCACAACGGGUCCGAUCAACAGCAUGACGCAGCAGCCCAUUAAGGGUCGUAUUCGCCUGGGCGAGAUGGAGCGCGAUGCUCUUAUUGCGCACGGAACAGCGUAUUUCCUGCAGGACCGUCUGAUGAACUGCUCGGACUACUCGCUGGCAUAUGUGUGCAAAUGCUGUGGCUCUAUCUUGGCGCCCAUUGCCAUUCCUGCCCGCCCGGGAAGCACAGAGGCGCGUACUCGUGGUGCGAUGUUCUCUGGAUUGAGUGCUGCUGAGGCGACUAAUGGCGGCAGCGGUGGCAGUGGAAUGGCAGGCCCUCUGGACUUGAUCUGUCGCUUGUGCCAGAACGCCGACGGCAUCACUAUGGUCGCCCUGCCGUACCUAGCCACCGAGCUCAUGGCAAUGAACAUGAAGGUCAAGCUGGACGUCAAGUAAAAAUGAUAAAUUAUCGGUUAUUUUAUAUAUUCAAGAAGAAAAAACUAUUUAUUUAUAUCC
Messenger RNA from Kickxella alabastrina, 3658 nucleotides. RefSeq lists its product as uncharacterized. The record is from RefSeq and is a predicted model, not a curated record. The transcript has 10 exons. NCBI's taxonomy places the organism in Eukaryota, Fungi, Kickxellomycota, Kickxellomycetes, Kickxellales, Kickxellaceae. Gene Ontology annotation, molecular function: ribonucleoside binding; DNA-directed RNA polymerase activity; DNA binding. Gene Ontology annotation, cellular component: RNA polymerase I complex; nucleus. Gene Ontology annotation, biological process: DNA-templated transcription. Bases 131 to 3598 code for a protein of 1155 amino acids.